This is a messenger RNA of Caenorhabditis bovis, 1644 nucleotides long. The record is from the annotation of a GenBank genome assembly. NCBI's taxonomy places the organism in Eukaryota, Metazoa, Nematoda, Chromadorea, Rhabditida, Rhabditidae.
AUGGAAAGUGUGGACAAUGCCAUUGGAUUGAUCCGUCUCCACUAUGACAUUGUGAACGAUAGGCUUUCGCGUUGGGACCCUGCCGUUUUGGUGCUGGCGUCGAUUGGCGGCACUUUGGUGUACGCCAAAUUGGUGCAAAUCUACCGAAGAAGCGAGGAGCCGUUGUUGAAGCGAAUCUCGGCGUUCGGUUUCAGACAAUUAAGAAAAUUGCCGCCGAUUAAAGCGAAGAUUGAAAAGGAGUUGUCGAAGACGCGAAUUGAGAUGCUUGAAUCGAUUCACAAGGAUGAUACUGAUAAGGUGUUUAUUAGUGAAUUGCCGUCUUCGGGAAUUGCGGAUUCGGAAAUCGUGGCGUUAGCCGACAAAUACGAAAAAUACAACAAGUUCGAAAUCGACGGCGGCCGAGUUUCGGGCGCCGUUUACACCGACCGCCAAAAGAAGCACAUUGAUCUACUGGCUACCAUAUACUCGAAAUAUGCUUAUUCGAAUCCACUUCAUCCCGACGUUUUUCCGGGAGCUCGAAAAAUGGAGGCGGAGCUUAUUCGAAUGGUUCUCAAUCUCUACAACGCGCCCGAUGAUUCGAGCGGAAGUGUGACGACCGGCGGCACCGAAUCGAUCAUAAUGGCGUGCUUCGCCUAUCGCAAUCGUGCGCUCAAAGCCGGUAUCGAUUCGCCAGUGAUUGUGGCGCCGAUCACCGCGCACGCCGCCUUCGACAAAGCCGCCCAUAUGUGCGGAAUGCGUUUGCGACACAUCCCCGUAGAUCAAAACAAUCGUGUCGAUUUGCGCGCCAUGGAGAAGGCGAUCGAUUCGGACGUUUGUAUGCUCGUCGGCUCGGCGCCGAACUUCCCAUCGGGAACGAUUGAUCCGAUUCCGGCGAUCGCUAAAUUGGGUGAGAAGUACGGUAUUCCGGUGCACGUCGACGCCUGCCUUGGCGGAUUUUUGAUUCCGUUCAUGUCCGCAGCUGGGUACCAUCUUCCCGUGUUUGAUUUCCGCAAUCCUGGCGUCACGUCAAUUUCUUGUGAUACCCAUAAGUACGGUUGUACACCCAAAGGCAGCUCGAUUGUGAUGUAUCGCUCGCGCGAAUUGCACCAUCAUCAAUUCUUUUGUAUUCCUGAAUGGACCGGCGGAAUCUACGCGACGCCGACGAUUACCGGCUCUCGCGCUGGCGCGAACACCGCUGUCGCCUGGGCGACACUUCUAUCAUUCGGGCGCGAUGAAUACGUAAGAAGAUGCCGCGAAAUCGUGAAAUACGCGAAAAUUCUCGCCGAGAGAAUCUCGAAACUCCCACAUAUUAAACUCUACGGCUCACCAGAUGUUUCGGUAGUGGGAUUCCGCGGAAACGGCAUUAACAUUUAUGCGGUCAGCGAUAGAAUGAAUAAGCUUGGGUGGAAUUUGAACACACUUCAGAAUCCCGAUGCCAUUCAUCUGUGCAUGACAAUCAAUCAAGCCAAUGAGAAGGUCGUCGACGCGUUCGUCAGCGAUCUCGACAAAGUGUGCACCGAGAUCGCCGCCAGCGACGACAAAGGUAACAAGGACAGCACGGCGGCUCUCUACGGAAUGGCGGCUCAGAUUCCCGACAAGAGUCUCGUCGAUGAGAUGAUCUGUCUGUACAUCGACGCGACCUACGCAAAACCGCCAACUCAUUGA